Messenger RNA from Sardina pilchardus (European sardine), 1315 nucleotides. It is a transcript of the gene osgep, whose product is annotated as O-sialoglycoprotein endopeptidase. The record is from RefSeq and is a predicted model, not a curated record. The transcript has 12 exons. Lineage: Eukaryota; Metazoa; Chordata; Actinopteri; Clupeiformes; Clupeidae. Gene Ontology annotation, biological process: tRNA threonylcarbamoyladenosine modification. Gene Ontology annotation, cellular component: cytoplasm; EKC/KEOPS complex. The coding region runs from base 118 to 1125 and encodes 335 amino acids.
UAUGAGUGCGGUAUUUGUUAUGGUCCUGUAAGCGAACAUGGCGCACAGUGUGUGAGGGAUCUACAUCGUGUCUCGUAUUUUUGAAGUUAUUUAUGAAUAUAAAUUGAAUGUGUUGCCAUGACUGUAGUCAUUGGAUUUGAGGGAAGUGCCAAUAAGAUUGGCAUUGGCAUAAUUAGGGAUGGAGAAGUCCUUUCUAACCCAAGACGCACUUACAUCACUCCGCCUGGCCAAGGGUUUAUGCCCAGUGAUACGGCCAAGCAUCACCGCUCAAUGAUUCUCACAGUUCUUCGAGAGGCAUUGGAUGAGGCUGGGCUGACUCCUGCCGAAAUUGAUUGUGUAGCCUACACAAAAGGCCCGGGCAUGGGUGCCCCUCUUGUGACUGUGGCACUGGUCGCCCGCACGGUGGCCCAGCUGUGGGGAAAACCACUGUUAGGUGUCAAUCACUGCAUUGGGCACAUAGAGAUGGGCCGGCUCAUCACUCAAGCCAACAACCCUACAGUACUUUAUGUCAGUGGGGGCAACACGCAGGUGAUUGCUUACUCUGAACGCCGUUAUAGGAUAUUUGGUGAGACUAUCGAUAUUGCAGUUGGAAAUUGCCUUGAUCGAUUUGCUAGAGUCAUCAAAAUAUCAAAUGAUCCUAGUCCAGGAUACAAUAUUGAACAAAUGGCUAAGAAGGGCUCUCAGUUUGUGGAGCUUCCGUACACUGUAAAGGGAAUGGACGUGUCUUUUUCCGGAAUAUUGUCUUACAUUGAGGAAGCAGCUCAUAAGAUGUUGAGUUCAGGACAGAGCACGGCUGAGGACUUGUGUUUCUCUCUUCAGGAGACGCUGUUCUCCAUGCUGGUGGAGAUCACAGAGAGGGCCAUGGCCCACUGUGGGUCACAGGAAGUGCUCAUCGUUGGAGGCGUCGGCUGUAAUCUGCGUCUGCAAGAGAUGAUGGGUGUCAUGUGUAAAGAGAGAGGAGCCAAGCUCUUUGCCACAGAUGAGCGAUUUUGUAUUGAUAACGGGGCCAUGAUCGCGCAGGCUGGCUGGGAGAUGUUUCGCUCCGGUUACGUCACCGAGUUACCCGACUCCUGGAUCACUCAGAGAUACAGAACAGAUGAGGUGGAGGUCACUUGGAGAGACUGACAUUUGCAUUUCAGCUGUGGAUAAAAAAGAAAUUGUAUAUAGGGGAUGUCUGUCACAGGAAACUGGAUCUAACCGAUAUGCUAGGCUGGGUAAAGACAGAGCAAUGAGAUAUUGUCUGUCAGUAUCAAGCUCUGCAAUUUGUUUUCACCACUCUGAUGUCAUUCUGGAAUAAAUUACUUAUUUUGAAGAA